GCAAAAGUUGCAAUCACGGCUUUUUUUGCCCCUUACAAGCAGAUCUGGGGUCGCGCGCUUCUUGCCCCAAGGGCCAGGUUGUUUAGCAACAGGAUGAUUGAUGCUGCAAGCCACGUGUUGACGAACAUCGAGAACACCCCCUCAUCACCUGCAAAGAAAGCCAAAAUUUCUGCUCCUCCUACUGCCGUUACUGCAGCGGCGAUCAGCACUCUUCGUGUGAAGAAGCUGACUCCUGAUGCAACACUGCCGAAGAGGGGUUCUGAGCGCGCUGCCGGCUAUGACUUGGCCAGUGCGUAUGACUGCACUGUACCAGCGCAUGGCAAGGCUGUCGUCAAGACUGGCCUGUCCAUAGCCAUUCCUGCAGGUACCUAUGCCAGGGUGGCGCCCCGCUCAGGCCUCGCAGUCAAGCAUUUCAUCGACACAGGCGCUGGGGUCGUGGAUGAGGACUACAGGGGGGAGGUUGGAGUGGUGCUGUUCAACCACGGCGAUGCAGACUUCUCAGUGAAGAAGGGGGACCGCGUAGCACAGCUGAUCUUGGAGCGCAUCAUGACACCAGAGGUGGAGGAAGUGGAAGACCUGGAUGCCACUCUCAGGGGAGCAGGCGGCUACGGCUCUACCGGAGUCGCCUCUUGAUUACAGUAUUUACAGAGAAUUCGGUUGAAUCUUUUGGCUCGCCACAAGGAGCAAGUAUUGUGACGCAGCACAUAAUGCAUGAGACCAGGAACCAUAUCCAGAAUACUGACUUCCAUCAGUGGACUCCUAAGGAACUCACAGAAACAAUGAACUUGAAAUUGGAGGAACUGCAUCCCAUUCUUGGAGCAUCAAGGUACUGCAGAUGAGUGUGCUUUGAUCAAAUUGAUAAUGCAUGAAUAAUUUUAUCGAUGUGAA
This is a messenger RNA of Coccomyxa subellipsoidea C-169, 888 nucleotides long. RefSeq names its product putative Deoxyuridine 5'-triphosphate nucleotidohydrolase. The transcript is spliced from 3 exons. The record is from RefSeq and is a predicted model, not a curated record. Gene Ontology annotation, molecular function: dUTP diphosphatase activity; magnesium ion binding. Gene Ontology annotation, biological process: dUMP biosynthetic process; dUTP catabolic process. NCBI's taxonomy places the organism in Eukaryota, Viridiplantae, Chlorophyta, Trebouxiophyceae, Coccomyxaceae. Bases 94 to 633 code for a protein of 179 amino acids.